Molecule: messenger RNA, 1441 nt
Organism: Caenorhabditis elegans
Lineage: Eukaryota; Metazoa; Nematoda; Chromadorea; Rhabditida; Rhabditidae
Gene: H02F09.2
Product: Peptidase_M10_C domain-containing protein
Exons: 6
Coding region: 914-1441 (175 amino acids)
Source: RefSeq, marked reviewed
UCAGGAUCGACCGUAUCUACUGUCAGCGGAAGUACGGGAUCCACCAUCACUGGAGAAUCAACCGUUUCUGGCUCGACAGAAUCUACCGUUACUGCGGAAUCUACAGUUUCAGGAUCAUCCGUGUCAACUGUGAGUGGCAACACAGGAUCAACCAUCACUGGAGAAUCAACCGUAUCUGGGUCGACGGGAUCGACUGGAGAAUCCACAAUUUUAGAAUCAUCCGUCUCAACUUAUCAACCGUCAGUGCUAGCACAGAAUCGACGGUUUCCGGGGGAUCCAGCGCCUCGAUAGGAUCGACAAACACCCCUGAUAGCACGGAAUCCACAAUUUCUGGAUCAACGAUCAGUGGCAGCACUGGAUCAACGGAGUCAUCAACAAUGAGCGCAGGAACAGGCAGCACUGAAACUUCAACAUCAGGAGGAUCAACAGUGUCAGGAUCAUCUCUAUCCACGUCUAGCACAGAAUCAUCGGGGUCAUCAUCCACACAACCACCAUCAACAAGUACAGAGUUAACAGGCGCGAACAAUAAAUUUGGACAUUCCAUAUAAAUCUUUAUCGAUUCUGAAAGACUGACUUUCAAAAUAUUGUUUUUUUUCAGGAUCGUCAGUGCCAACAACUUCCAUAACAAGUUAGUUGCCAGCAAAACUUUGGACUAGAAACUCAUAACAAUGUGUCACUAUUCGAGAUUUAAUGUCAUUUUUUACAGGACGAGGGCUCCUGAUAAUUUAUUGAAAUAAAUAAUGUUACAAACUUUUUUCUCGUCUCGGAACAUCACGUGUAGAAUCAUUCGAUUUUCUCUAACAAUUGAUGAACCGUAGAAUAGAUAUUAACUAGUCAGCUUUAGUCCAGCUAAAAAUUUAGAAUUUAUAGUCUCAGAGCCUCAGUUUCAGAACCUACCGUAACCUGCCUUUUCAUGUAUGACACACAAUCUUCUGAUAUCAGUCAAGAAGCUCUCACUACAUAUCAAACGUACUACAAUUUUGUCAGACUGAUUUCGUCCAAAUUAAAUGACCGAUCAAUUUUGAGCGGAAAUUUUGAUCAUUUUGGAUACGGUCCCGGAGGCGAAGAUCAUGAAACUUAUCAAAUUGAUGACUAUGCAAAUAUGAACAGCAUACCAUUUCCGUUACAUGCAUCUGACACUGACAUUGAUCUUGAUUUGAAAGAUGUGGAUGGGAGCAUGGCUAGUGCAGGAUGGUCAUCAACUGUCAAUGGUGAAACCUGCAUGAUUUUUAUUUCUGCCGCGACAGGAACUGCCUACGAUGGUACUACAAUUAAGCCAACAUAUAAUAAUUUCAAAACAGUGAUAGGCGUAUUAGUUGGAGGAGCCACAAGCAUUCCAGGACUGACUACAGGUACAAAUGUGGUCACAGCAGAUUCACUGAAUGAUUCCGAUGCUGAAAAUGUUGUGAACACGUUGCUGGGACUUCUUCUAUCUUUGUAG